Salvelinus namaycush (lake trout) is the source of this 4363-nucleotide messenger RNA. Its product is annotated as probable E3 ubiquitin-protein ligase MID2. Gene Ontology annotation, molecular function: protein binding. The record is from RefSeq and is a predicted model, not a curated record. The coding region runs from base 1 to 1500 and encodes 499 amino acids. The transcript has 10 exons. Lineage: Eukaryota; Metazoa; Chordata; Actinopteri; Salmoniformes; Salmonidae.
AUGGAGGGAGAGAGGGAUGAGAGCGCUUUUCAAGUGAGUCCUGGCAGAGUAUCUGACGCAGUAAUGGAGGCAUCAAAGACAGGCGCUGUGCAAACCCUGGAGAACAACCUCACCAACCUGGUGAAGAGAAACAGUGAGCUGGAGAACCAGAUGGCCAAACUCAUCCAGAUCUGUCAACAGGUUGAGGUGAACACAGCGAUGCACGAGGCCAAGCUAGUGGAGGAGUGUGAUGAGCUUGUAGAGAUCAUACGCCAGAGGAAACAGAUCAUCGCUGUCAAGAUCAAGGAGUCCAAGGUGAUGAAGCUGCGUAAACUGGCCCAGCAGAUGGCUAACUGCCGACAGUGUCUAGAGCGCUCCAGAGCCCUCAUCACUCAGGCAGAACACAGCCUGAAGGAGAACGACCACGCUCGCUUCCUACAGACCGCCAGGAACGUGGCUGAGAGGGUUGCCAUGGCCACAGCCUCCUCCCAGGUGCUGAUACCAGAUGUGAACCUGAACGAAGCCUUUGAUAACUUUGCUCUGGACUUUUCCAGAGAGAAGAAGAUCCUGGAGGGACUGGACUACCUGACAGCUCCCAGUCCUCCCUCCAUACGUGAUGAGCUGUGUACCGCCUCCCACGACACCAUCACUGUUCACUGGACGUCUGAGGACGAGUUCAGCGUCACCUCCUACGAACUGCAGUACACCAUCUACACCGGACAGACCAACUUCAUCAGUCUCUAUAACAGUGUGGACAGUUGGAUGAUUGUCCCCAACAUCAAGCAGAACCACUACACGGUGCACGGCCUGCAGAGUGGAACACGUUAUGUCUUCUUUGUCAAGGCCAUCAACCAGGCAGGCAGCCGCAACAGCGACCCAGCCCGCCUCAAAACCAACAGUCAGCCUUUUAAGCUUGACCCGAAGACGGCCCACAAGAAGCUGCGUCUGUCCAACGACUGCCUGACCAUGGAGAAAGACGAGAGCUCCCUGAAGAAGAGCCACACGCCAGAACGCUUCAGCAGCACGGGGUCGUACGGAGCAGCAGGAAACGUCUUCAUCGACAGCGGCUGUCACUACUGGGAGGUGUUGCUGGGCGCCUCCACCUGGUACGCUGUGGGCGUGGCUUACAAGUCAGCCCCUAAGAACGAGUGGAGUGGUAAGAACUCCUCCUCCUGGGUGUUCUCCCGCUGUAACAACAACUUCAUGGUGCGUCACAAUGGCAAGGAGAUGCUGGUGGAGGCCAGCCACCAGCUCCGACGUCUGGGAGUCCUUCUGGACUACGACAACAACUCCCUGUCUUUCUACGACGCCAUGAACUCCCAACACCUGCACACCUUCGAGGUCAGCUUCCUGCUCCCCGUGGCGCCCACCUUCAUGAUCUGGAACAAGUCAGUGAUGAUCCUGUCGGGGCUUCCGGUGCCGGACUUUGUGGACUGCCCUGAGGAACACCAGGAGGGGAUGACGACCCUGUGCCGCCAGCAGGAGUCACCCUACGUGUCGGGUAUGAAGGGCUGUCACUGAGACCGGGACUGGGACUGCGACUCGGCCUGUUGUCACAGAGACGGCUGAGAUUGGGGUCGUUGUCACGGAGACCGAUGAGGGCUUGGACUGGACUCACUGGACUGGGCUGGGUUUGACUCACUUACUUCCUGAGUUUGUGGGCCAAUGGGGUUGAAUCUUCCUCAUCCUCUGCUUCCUGCUUCCUCCUUCCUCAUUUUCCCCCAGCUCUCCUCUUUUCUCGUCAUGGAUGGUUUCAGUUACAAUGCCUACUAGUUGUCUCAGUGUGACGAUGUGUUUUGUUGUUUAUGAUAUUUACAAAUCAUCACAGAAGCUUGACUUGCAUUAUGUGACUACUAGUCUUGUAUUAUAAGAAACUUUAUUAAUCAUGAUUGAUUAGAGGAGAAUGUUAAUUAUUUAUGAAUAAUAAGUUGGUUUGCUUUAUAGAUUUACAUUUAUUUCCCUAGUGUGUAAAAACAAAAAAGACAGAAAAUGAAUUUGGGCAAGAUUGUUCUUCCUAUAGAAAGCAGAGUGAAUUUAUAUUGUAUAGAAAAGGGAUAUGAUUAUGAUGUUUAUGCGAUUCUUAACACAGUAAAAUUUACAAAACUGACGGAGAAAAAAAGUUCACAAAGUUGAAUAUUCAGGGAGGAGACGGUUAAAACAUUUGAUUUGCUAUCGGUUUUGAUGUCAUAGCAUGAUAUGUCUUUCCUCUGUGAUUGGUUCACACUUCAUGUUUUGUUUGGUUUUGAUGUCAUAGCAUGAUAUGUCUUUCCUCUGUGAUUGGUUCACACUUCAUGUUUUGUUUGGUUUUGAUGUCAUAGCAUGAUAUGUCUUUCCUCUGUGAUUGGUUCACACUUCAUGUUUUGUUUGGUUUUGUUUUGUCGAAAAGCAUGCUGCAUUAUGGGAUCCCACUUAAACCUUCUGGUUCACAGGUUAUUCUAUAUACACUCUAUCUCCUUAACCCUUUACUGGUUCACUUCCUGGUUAUCAUGAGGCACUCCCUGACUCCUGACCAAUAGAAUCCCUCACAGUCACUACGGAGCUCCACCACCUGCCCUCACAUCAAAUCACUGGUUGAGGUUUACCUACUACAGAGAGGUGUGUUAUUGUUGAUUGUUCCCCGUAUAUAAAGUCCCAAGACAAUGUAGACCUGUUAUUUUCUUAUAGAAAUCAUUUGAUUUUCAUUCAAGAAAAUCACAUAUUAACCUUCACCAGAUAUGGAGAAGAGAAGACCAUACAAAUCUAUGACAUUUUCAUCAAAAACUUAAGCGUUACAUAAUCAUAUAUUUAUUUGGGCCUGCUUUUUAUCAGUUGGUGGUGUAGAUUAUAAAUAUGAUUAUCCUCUGAUUGAUAUUCAGGGAUUGAAUACAUAGUGGGUCUGAUCAAGACAAUCAAUAGUAUAUUAUUAUGCAGGCAGGUUUAAAACAUAACACGGAGUGUGUGCCAGGAAAACCGAGGAACUAUAGCAUAACGGAAUACUUGAGAUACUAACUGUUACUUACUGAAAACGAACGGGUGCUUUAUUUUUUACAGUGAUUUAAUAAACGUAGUAGUGAAGAUAUUGGGGACAGACAGACUCAUUACGACUGGUCAUCCCACCGUUCUGAUGGCAGUGGUUCCAUCUCACUCCACACAUCAGUGGCUUUACGCUGCGUCCCCAAAUGGCACCCUAUUCCCAAUAUAGUGCACAACUUUUGAAAGUCAAAAAAGAAUGCGCUAUGUGGGGAAUCGAGUACCAUUCAAUCCAGCCUUAGUUUCCCCGUUCCAUUUCCUGUUUUUUUGUUUUUAAGUUCCUGUUUUUAAUUGAAAGCACAAACUACCCAAUCUGGCAGAUUUAUACUUGGCAGAGUGAGAGUUAGAGACAGAUAUAUGAAUGGAUCUGUAACUUAACUGCCGGUGAGUCCUGAGUACCGUUAUAGACCUAAAGACGACAGCGAUGCAGUCGCAUGGCCAGGGUCUUCUGUUUUAAAGAGCUGAAUACUGGACUCUAAUAAUCAGAGGUCUUUUAAAUAACACUGCUUUGAUUAUAACAGGUGGCAACACUUCACUGUAGACCCCUUUUUAUGUAUGCAUUCGUAAAGCCUUUAUAACAGCUACAUAAGACAUAACAUCAGUUAUAUGCCGUUAUUAAGGGUAAUACAAAGGUCACAGAGCUGGAUAAAGUUGUUCUCUUUUCGUUAGUCGAGCAGCAGAUUUGUGAAUGUUAACAUUUCUUGAAUUCUCAGAAAGCUGAUCAAGGUAAAGUAAACAGAGGUGGAAAGCUGGCUGUUGAUUUCUGAGCUAAAACUGGCAAGCUCAAUUCAUUUGUACAAGAAGUGCAUUUGACUUGGGGGUCACCUACCGCAUGCAUGAUAAAUGUGUCUCUGAUCUACUUGGUCCAUACAGUCUGUGUAUCUCAUGAAAGUUUUAUAGAAACAGAUUAAUAACAAAAUGUCUAUUUGAAAUAUACAACUUUAUUGAGACGUCUGUGUUCAUGCAUAUCAUUCAGAUAGUUUUUUGCUGUGCUUUGUGCUACUACUACCGGUCAAUAAACAUACUAAGAAUAAUUGACUAUCAUUUGUAGUUCAGUCAGUAUACAGUACCUUCUAGACAUGAUGGAAUAGAUCAUUAUUUAGCAUUUCUGUUGUGUUUCUGAAGAAAUUAUUUUUUACAACUCUAGAAAUAUAUCUCUUUACUUCUCCCCAACAACAACUGUGUGUUCAGGACAACAACAGCAACAUAACGCUACUGUUUCAAUAGAUAUCUGACUUGUAAGAAAGACAAAUUAUGUAAAUCAUCGGGGGGGGGGGAAAUAUAUAUUAUAUAAAAUUGUAUAAUAUACAAAAAAAAAUAUAUGAAGUAAUGUUAUUUAUGUGAACUUAAAAGUCCAAUUAAAAGUCUGAUCAAA